Molecule: messenger RNA, 1613 nt
Organism: Daldinia loculata
Lineage: Eukaryota; Fungi; Ascomycota; Sordariomycetes; Xylariales; Hypoxylaceae
Exons: 6
Coding region: 74-1507 (477 amino acids)
Source: RefSeq, a predicted model, not a curated record
CAAAGUGGUAAAACAACAUAAAUCUUUUCAACUAUGUAACAAAAUACUUUUUAUACAAUUUCCCACUACCGGAAUGUCUGGCCCAAGGAAAAUUCCUCAUGGCAUAGCUGGCCUAGACCGCUUGAGCCGAACGGCCUACCAAUUCGGCCUUGGGUAUCUAUGGAAGGAUUUCGAAUCCAAACUCCCAGAUCUAUUUGUAGAUGAUGCAACCCAGAGCAGGGUCGGUGUUGCUAUGGCACAGAAAAAUGAGACCCAUUGGGUAUCAACUCCAGAAGAAUUAUGCGCUACUCUAGGGAAAGGAGUCCCAAUGUUAUUAAUCCUCAAUCGUUAUAAUUCAUGGAGUAGGAUAGAUAUCACCAUUGAAGGCUUCUCCGCGGUAUGCCAUCUUGCUGGAAUUACGCCCUUCUUUUUGCACUUCGUAGUUGGGAUGGGUCUUAAGUUCUCAUCAAAGGAUGAAGACUUUAUGGCAUGCUAUAGCACAUUUAUAUCGGAGAAGAAUCGUUCGGUUUCCAGCCUGAGUAGGACAGAAACCCACAGUGAUUCGCUUUGGGGGAUAUGCUACAACAUUAGGCAUUUUGAACGGCAUCAUCGAGAUUUGGAAGACUCAUGGUCCUGUCGCCACUCGGCUCUUCACCAGAACUUCUCCGCAGUUUCCAAACAGCCAACAUGGGUCAUCAUCCAACCCCCUGAAGUGUUUGACCUCAAUGUAGACUCGGUAUCGCACCCAAUGGCCUUGCACCUUCGAUAUCUUCAAGCAGCUCUUGCAAAUUGGAGAGAAUAUCUCGACUCCUUUGCCCAAGUAUUCAAGCUCCUCAAUCAACAGAUAGCAAUACCAAAUCCGUAUAAUAAAUUCAAGAUCGACUUUUCGCACGAGCAACGCCUGCACUACCAUAGAGGAAAGCUUCAUCAUGCCCAGAGCAUUCUCACCAACACGAGGAACACUUUCAAUAUCAUCACCGAACACGAGUUUGCUGUAGCACAAAAGCAGAACCUUUGCCAAGACGUUCACGAUGACUUCCAGCGAAAAAUGCGUAAUAUUUCUCGGGAAGUCGAUAAUUAUAUUGAAACAGCGCACAAGCUUCUUCGCAUGUCAGAUGAUUUGAGGUUGAUGUAUAGCAAUAUCCUCACAUUUCACGGCCAAGAGUUGCAGCACGAUACUAGCCUAAAGCUUGCAUACCUGGCGCAGGCCGAUGCCAGCGGAAGCAGAGACAUGGCAGUCUUGGCUGACCUUACGUAUAAGGAUUCGCGAUCUAUGCGUAUUGCAACGGCUAUUGCCAUGUUCUAUCUUCCAAUAAAUCUGGUCAUGUCAUUCUUCAGCAGUACACUGGUCUGGUAUGGAACGGCAGUUGAUGUGGCAGAAAGCUACAGUUCUAGUAUCCAAAUCCGCAGCGAGGUAUGGAUCGCGAGCGUAGCGGCUGUUGUGCUUGCUAUUGGCACUGUGUGCUGGUCUUGGUGGUGGAAUUGGAGGGAGCAGAAGAAGCCAGAUAAGAAGGCCCUUCAAGAAUAACUUCCAUAUCAAUGUUCAGUUAAGUGAAACUUGUUAUGAUUUAUAACUAGUAGAAUAUCAAUUCAAAAUACAAAACCUAUGCUUAUUUAGUAAGACUAUAAUAGGA